Molecule: messenger RNA, 1275 nt
Organism: Pogonomyrmex barbatus (red harvester ant)
Lineage: Eukaryota; Metazoa; Arthropoda; Insecta; Hymenoptera; Formicidae
Product: odorant receptor 4-like
Biological process (GO): sensory perception of smell; detection of chemical stimulus involved in sensory perception of smell
Cellular component (GO): plasma membrane
Molecular function (GO): odorant binding; olfactory receptor activity
Source: RefSeq, a predicted model, not a curated record
UGUCCGGCGACUUCGCAAUCAAUGCCGCGCGUUCACCUCGUGCAGUCUUGAGCGGAAUCUGUCAUCGCGAACAUGGAAAACUCACAGAACGAACAUACGAUAUCGCCGAACAUCAAUUAUCAACGUGACAUACAAUAUAUCUUCAAACCGGGUAACUGGGUCCUCGGCUCGAUCGGCAUCUGGCCUCUCGCGAUCCGCGGAAUCGGUCGACACGCAUCUAAGAUCGCGAUCCUGCUGUGUAAUUUUGCGUUAAUUUUCGCGAUAGUGCCCUCCGUUCUACACAUGAUCUAUGAUCAGAAGGACCUCAACAUAAGGCUGAAGCUCUUUGGUCUGCUGGGUUUCUGCAGCACUGCAUUGAUGAAGUAUUGCGUCCUCACGAUGCGUCGACCCAAGAUAAUGCGCUGCAUCGAACAUGUGAAAAGUGAUUGGUGGCAGGUAAAAUUCAACUCUGAUCGUGAAAUGAUGCUGAAGUAUGCCACUACAGGACGUAGAUUGUCUAUGAUCAGCGUAACUUCCAUGUAUCUCGCUGGAUUCAUUUUUCACACGAUUCUGCCGUUUUGCACCGAGCAUAAGAUCGGCAACCAAACUAUUAGACCGCUCGUGUAUCCACCAUAUAGUAAGUUUUUUAAUACCCAAACGAGUCCGGUAUACGAAAUGGUGUAUCUGGCUCACUGCCUGUGCGGAUACACCAUGUAUUCAGUGACAGCCGGAUCGUGCGGAUUGGCAGCAAUAUUCGCCACUCACGCGUGUGGCCAAAUCCAGGUGAUAGAAUCUCGACUUGAGGAUCUUCCGCGUGGCAAAAACUUCGAACAAUUUGUGGAUGUUAAUCAACGAAUCGCUCACAUCGUGAAAAGUCAUGUUCGAAUAUUGAGAUUUUCUGCCGCCGUACAAGAAGUUCUACAGGAAGUAUGUUUAUUGGAAUUUGCCAGUUCUAUAUUCACAAUGUGCUUGCCUGAAUAUUAUUGCAUAGUGGAUUGGCAAGAUAGCGAUGCAGUGGGACUAACGACUUACUUUUUAUUGUUUAUUUCAUUCUGUUUCAAUAUGUAUAUAUUAUGUUAUAUUGGGGAGCAGCUGGUGCAAAAGGUAGAUUAUUUAAUCCAUGUAAACACUUAAUUUUGUAACAACAUAAUUAUUGGAUCUUUGAGUAAAAUAAAAUAUUGAUAAAAUUCAGAAUAAGUCGAACAUUUUUUUAUGGAUUUAACAUUUCAGAGUAGUCAGAUUGGGACAAAGUGCUUUAUGACCACUUGGUAUCAAUUGCCGGCAAAGUCAAUUCGC